Messenger RNA from Ornithorhynchus anatinus (platypus), 6867 nucleotides. It is a transcript of the gene FGD5, whose product is annotated as FYVE, RhoGEF and PH domain containing 5. The transcript has 21 exons. Bases 566 to 5302 code for a protein of 1578 amino acids. Gene Ontology annotation, molecular function: metal ion binding; guanyl-nucleotide exchange factor activity. Gene Ontology annotation, cellular component: cytoplasm. NCBI's taxonomy places the organism in Eukaryota, Metazoa, Chordata, Mammalia, Monotremata, Ornithorhynchidae. The record is from RefSeq and is a predicted model, not a curated record.
UUUCCCUGCUGCCUUCAAUCCCUGACUGAGCAAAAAAGGGCUUCCUCUGCAGGAAAGGAAGGGAAAUGUCUGGGAGCUGGGGGGAGGAGGAGGAGGAAAGCCGGGGCCGGCGGAGCUCGGCGAUCAGAGGGAGACGUGGGGAGCCGAUCGCAGCUCUGCGCUAGAAUGGGGCUUGGGGAAGGAGCAUAGGUUCAAGUAGUCACCUCCACAGCCAAAGAGUCCCUGCUGACCCCCUCCGCCCCCCACCAUCCGCGCAACCUUUUGCGCGCCCAACUGCCUCCCACAUCCACCCCCCCUUGAUUCACACUCAACUUCUCGUCGUCGUCGUCCCCCCCUCCCCGCCCCCGGCCCCGCUGGCUCGGGGGUGCCUUCCUUGACUGGCCUGGGAUCCAGAGGGUGGAUUUGUGUGUGUGCGUGUGUGUGCGCGCGCGUGUGUGUGUGUGCAAGGGGGGUGUGGGGGGCAGAGAUUGAGAGAGCUAGAAAGCAAGAGAGAAGACCCAGUAGGACGAUGAUCUGAGAAGAGGGCGAGAGUCCAGAGGAGAGUUGUGUAUCCGCUCUUUGGAAGAUGAACAACGCAGAUUUGCCAAAGCCACCGCUAGCACCAAAGCCAAAGAUUGCUGGUCAUCUUUCUCCAGUAGCUAUCUCUAAGUUUCCUUCGUUACCACGGCCUGAUAUUCUUCAGAGUCCAAACUCUAUGUCUAGAGGACCAAAACCGCCCAUAGCCCCCAAGCCCAAACUGGCAGCAGAUGAGGGGAGAUGCAGCGUAUACAUGAAUAAUAAUCUAAACAAAUGCAGUAAUGGGAAAUUAAUAUGUCCUGAUGGAGAAAUAUAUGAAAGAAAUCAGUGCAACACAGAGUGCUCAGAACCUGAGGCUGACGAUGAGUAUAUCGUGGUUCCUGGAUCUCUUCUGGCAGAGGAAGACUACAAGGUCCUUGCACACGAACAGCACAAAUGUUACGUAGAGAAUGAGAGUGCAGCAGCUCCAGAAGCAUCGGAAGAGGAGGAAAAAAAAGAGGAGGAUCCCAGCACUGCUAACGAGGGGGAUGACUGUAGUGCCAAAGCGACGGAAGCUGAAGAGGACCCACUGGGAGUGCCCGGUGCUUCCAAGGAGCAGGCUCAAACUGUAGUCGCUGAUGGGACUGACAGACCUAGCCAAGGGCCCCUGGUAGCACGUGAAGCCCAAGACCCUGGGUUUGAAGACCCAGGGGAUGUGGAUUGUGAAGAUGACCCAGGGCAGAAAGAAGAGGAGAAUCUGGUCAAGGACAACAAUGAGUACAACUUAGAAAACAAGAAGAUUUUGAAUGGUAGCGAGGAUCUGAAGGAUAGUGUCUGUGAAGAUAUUAUUUUAACACCAAUAGCAAUAGAUGAACCAGAAUCUAAUGUAGAGAAACCAGGAGACGAACAACAACUUUCAAAUGUCAAAGAUGCCAAUGGAGAAGAGAAUGCUGAACCCAUAGCACUGGAAAAUUAUGAUCUUACUCAUUUAGACGUACCGCCCGCUGAAGAAGAAGCCCAAGUCGGGGUAGACAGGCAUGUCUUAAAAGCCACCAGUGAGAUGGUUCCGGAAGAUGAUGAAGCAGCCUCAACCGAGUUGGAUCCCGAAAGCCCAGAGAGGGAGAAUGAAGUCACCCUGGCAGAGGGAGUCGAUGAAGAUGGUGGCUACCAAAACAUCGAGGUGAAAAAUAGCGAAGUAACAGACACAAACCUUGACUUGAGGGAAGACUCUCAAGUAGAUGAAGAUGCAAUGAGGGAAGAAACUGCUGAUGACAACUGUCAAAUUAUUCCUUUUGAGAAUGAAGGGAGUGACGAUCUUGUGGAAAAUUCCUAUGAGUUUUUCCAAACUGAAAGUACUUCUUUCUGUAGUGAUAAUUACUCAUCUUUUCUGGACUCAGCUAAGGAUUCAGAAUCUGAGCUCCAGCUGGAUUCAGGGGCCAGGUCAGGGGCUUUUCCUCAAGGUGACUGUGAAACUGAAGAUGCUCUGAAGGAAAACCGUAAAGUCGUUGAAUCCGAAGAGGAGGUGGCUAUGUCCAAAGAACACGUGAACCGUGAAGUGGCAGGUGUGGGGAGUGGUAAAGAAAAGACUCAAGAAAAUGAGGGUGGUGAGACCCUAUUAAUUCCCAACGUCGUCGUCAUGUCAGAGGGAGUCAGCGAAGAUGAAACAGUCGAAAGGACGCACACUAAGACCUACGGGAUGGGCAGUAGUUUAAUCUGCCGGGCUGACAAUCCGCUUCUUGGAGACUUGGGGCAUCCUGAAACAGGAGAGAACUUGGCUGGUUCUUACAACGUAAAAGAAGAAAUAAAUGCUGAUGCCGACAAUAACUUGCUGCCUACUGAUCGAAAAAGUAUCAUCACCAGGUCCCGAUCUCACUCUGGAAAGGUUCCUGGGUAUGUCCCUGAAACGGUUCCUGAAGAAACCGGACCAGAAGUUGACCUGCCAAUCUUAAACCAUGAGCGUGCGGCUGGAGAGAUAAGCAAGAACCUCCUGCCAGUUGAGGGCAAACCAUUAGAAAUCAGCAGGGCCUUGCCAGCCAAGCCCAGGCGCUUCAUUUUAUACCCUAGGUCUUUCUCAGUGGAGGGAAGGGAUAUCCCAGUCUCUGUGUAUAGGGAAGGUGAUGGGUCUCUGCUGGAUGAGAGCCGAAUCAAGAGGAAAGAGGACAAUCUUUCCCUACCUUGUGUUAUUGGCUCUUCAGGGAGCUUCUCCCAGAGAAGCCAUCUACCCCCUAGCAGCAUGUCAACUCCAUCUUCAGUGGUUGAUAUCCCACCUCCUUUUGAGCUGGCUUGCAUCACCAAAAAGCCCAUAACAAAGAGCUCUCCCUCACUCCUUAUAGAGAAUGAGUCCCCCGAUAAGUACACCAAGAAGAAGAAGUCUUCUUUUAAGAGAUUCCUGGCCCUGACGUUCAAAAAGAGGACUGAAAGUAAGGUUCAUGUGGAUGUCAAUGUUUCUUCUUCCCGGUCCUCUUCAGAAUCCAGCUACCAUGGGCCAUCGAGACUCAUGGACAUGGACAGGAGGAGCUUAAGUAACUCUCCUCAGCUGAAGACGCGGUCUGGGAAGCUCCGAGCUUCUGAAUCGCCUUCUGCUAUCAUAUUCUACAAAGAUGGCAAGAGGAAAGCGACACCUUUUAGCAGAAGUGUGUCACGAGUGGAGUCAUUCGAGGAUCGCUCCAGGCCUCCUUUCAUGCCCCUUCCCCUCACAAAACCUCGCUCUAUUUCAUUUCCCAAUGCUGACACUUCCGAUUAUGAGAACAUCCCAGCUAUGAACUCAGACUAUGAAAAUAUUCAGAUUCCCCCUCGCAGGCCCACCAGGGCAGGAACCUUUACAGAGUUUUUUGAAGAUCCCAGCAGAGCACUCUCCACAGCAAAUGAAAAUGAUGGCUAUGUGGACAUGAGCAGCUUUAAUGCAUUUGAGAGCAAACAGCAAGCUUCAGACCAGGAAACAGAAAGUGCCUACACAGAGCCUUACAAGGUUUGUCCCGUUUCCGUGAUCCCCGUGGAAGAUAUCACAUCUGACGAGGAACAGAAAAGCUCAGAAGAGGAGGAGAGCUGCCAGAGAGAUCCCAGCCUCGUCCCCAAGAAGGAUGGACAGUCCAGAGCUUAUAUCAUCGCUCAGGAGCUAGUGUCCUCGGAGAAAACAUAUGUGGAGAUGCUCCAGCGCUUGCAUAUGGUGUUCUGUGGUGCUGUCCUAAAAGUAUUGGGUGAGGAGAACGAGGAGGAAGAAGGUGUGCCGGGAACAGGGAAUCUGAAGUUGGGCUUGAAUGAGCUCUCCAGCAUCUACGAACUGCACCAGGAGAUCCUGGAUGAGCUGGAGGCCAGAAUACAGCACUGGGAAGAACAACCGAAGCUGACUGACGUUUUCCUCACCAGAGCAUCAAGGUUCAACCACCACACAGCAUACAUUAUGCAGUUUGACAAGAAUUUGGCUUUGCUAGAUGAAAACUGUCUUAAAUCUUCCCAACUGGCUACCACCAUCCAGGAGUUUGAGCAGACUUCCACUAGCGGAGGCCAGAGUUUGAAGCACCAACUCCUGAAGGUCGUCCAGCGCAUCUUCCAGUAUCAUGUGCUCUUCACAGAUUACUUGAAUAAUCUUUGUCCAGACUCAGCAGAGUAUGAAGGCACACAAGCUGCUUUGGUCAUUGUCUCCGAAGUUGCAGACAGAGCCAACGACAGCAUGGAGCAGGGGGAAAACUUGCAGAAGUUGGUACACAUUGAACACAGUGUCAGGGGGCAGAGCAAUCUCCUCCAGCCAGGAAGGGAAUUCCUGAAAGAAGGCACUCUGAUGAAAGUGACCGGGAAGAACCGACACCCUCGGCAUUUGUUCUUGAUGAACGAUGUCCUCCUCUACACAUAUCCCCAGAAGGAUGGCAAAUACCGGCUGAAGAACACGUUGGCGGUUUCCGGCAUGAGGGUCAGUCGCCCUGUGAUGGAAAAAGUCCAAUACGUGCUGAAGAUUGAGUCUGCGGAGGGCUGCCUGACCCUUUCCGCCAGCUCCUGUUCCGAAAGAGAUGAGUGGUACAGCUGUAUCAGCAGAGCUCUACCAGAUGACUACAAAAUCCACACCCUGGCCGCCUUCCACAACAGCGUCGAGAUUAGGGAAAGGCUGGGGAUCUGCCUGGGGGAGAGGCCCCCAACCUUGGUACCCGUGUCCCAUGUCAUGAUGUGUAUGAACUGUGGCUGCGAUUUCUCCCUCACCUUGAGGCGUCAUCACUGUCAUGCGUGUGGGAAGAUUGUGUGUCGGAACUGCUCGAGAAACAAGUACCCUCUGAAGUACCUCAAGGACCGUCUGGCCAAAGUUUGUGAUGGUUGUUAUGCAGAACUGAAGAAACGAGGGGGGGAUGUCCCAAUUCUGCUAAGAGAACGGCCAGUAAGCAUGAGUUUCCCUAUGUCUUCAUCCAGGUUUUCAGGCAGUGCCUUCUCCUCCGUCUUCCACAGCAUUCACCCCUCAACCUUCAAGAAACAAAAGAAAAUCCCUUCAGCUCUUUUGGAGGUGGCAGCGUCAGGAGAAGGCUCUGCAAUCAGCGGAUAUCUCAGCCGGUGUAAAAAAGGCAAGAGGCAUUGGAAGAAGCUCUGGUUUGUCAUCAAAGGCAAAGUCCUCUACACCUACAUGGCGAGUGAGGAUAAAGUAGCCACAGAGAGUAUGCCUCUUUUGGGUUUCACCAUUUCCCCAGAAAAAGAGGAAGGAAGCAGCGAAGUAGGACCAAUUUUUCAUCUUUACCACAAGCAAACUCUAUUUUAUAGCUUCAAAGCGGAAGAUUCCAAUUCAGCGCAGAGGUGGAUUGAAGCUAUGGAAGAAGCAACUGUAUUAUAGCAGUUAUUGCUCAAGUGGACUCAGAAAUAAACUCUGAUUUAUAUACAUUCCCAACAGACACUUUGUAUUUCCAGAAGCAGAGCAGUGUAUUUCAAUCCGUCCGGAUGUACGCACUGGAUUAAAAUUGACUCUGGAUCUCUUUCUUUCUCUCUCUCCUCCCUCUCUUUUUCUUCCAACCCCUUUGCUCCACAGUUUCACAAGUGGAAAAUUUAAUAUAAGGAAUAUUUAUGGCUUUCUCCUUUAUGUCUAUGUGUUUGUGUAUGUGUGUGUGUGUGUGUGUGUACGUGUUUUCAACCUGUACUAUAACCUAUUCCCAUAUCUAACAGUAAGUUAAGUUUUAAUAUCUUGAAGACUUGGAAAGUAAGUUGAUAUACAAUAUUAUUUUGAAACACCAGCCAGAUACAUUAACAAGAGUAGUACUGGACAUUUAGUAGAAAACAGGCCUUUAAUUUUACUUCAUGUAAACACUGUCAACUUUCAUUGGGUUGAUUUUGGUGCCUCCGCUAUUCUCAUUUAAAGCACUUUAUUGUUUUUCUGACCUACAGUCUCCUGUUUCAUGUUUUCCAAGUAAUUUACUUAAGUAAAUGACAGACGGAGUCCCGUGGACUAAUUUACCACCAGUACUGCCGCAAGUACUAGCAAAAGUAAAUUGCUUUUCCGGGCAGUGAGUGAAUAAAAGCAUGUAGUGCCCAGUAUAUACAGUAGGUUAUCUGUACUUCAGUGGCAAGGAAUUGGGACCGUUUCUCUCCCCCAAUUUAUGUUAAGUGUAUAAUUGUCUAAUUUAUUGAAUGAGAGAAUCCAUCCUUUCCACUUGAGUACUUAGCAUUGCACUAGCCCUGAAAACUCAAAUGUUGGCUAACGCUGCCUCCCUAAAGAUUAUGUCCAAGCCGCUGAGGAAUUGAAAGGAUUUUUUUAAUUUAUUUUCUAUCUUUCUACAGUUUACAUUUGAUGCCACUCUCAUGGUUAGCGUUGAUUAUAUUUAAUAGAAUCCAUACUUACUUUAGAGAUCCUAAUCCUACAGCUUUACUACUGUAGUCUAGUUUAUUGUUUUAAAGAGAGAAAAGAGAGAGAAAGAAAAACAUCAAAAGGUCAAUUCAUUUUGAGGGAGCCAAAAGCACUUGUCUGAGGAUGUUGCUUCUGAACGAACUUCUGUGGCUAAAUGCAUUUUAUUCUGACUGCUGGUGUUCAUUAGGCUUUACAAUUUUUAUAUAAAGCAGAAUGGGGGGUGGGGAGGGAAGUUCAUGUUAUACUCACUGCAAUAAAAACAGUCUUGUGUGUUAACUUUUAAUACUUGUCCAGAAACGACGACGACGAAAAGGCAUUUACAGAUAAACCUUUAUAUGAAAGACCAGUACUUACAAUACACAUCUUCAGGGGACAGCUUUCUUUUCUAAUUUGCAUUUAUUCCUUAAAAGAUUUGCAUUAAAAGUUGAAUUACUGAUUCCAAUAUGACUGGUUAAAAAUGUUUUGUUUUUUUUUUUGAAGGUACCAAACUCAUAUGAUAUCAUUUAUGGGUGGAUCAUUUGAUCAAUUUAUUUCAAUAUUAAAGCUAAAUGGUUUAAGAA